CUGGAAGUCGGCAAUGGAAGUAUGUUAACAUUUUACUCUGAUUUGAACUAAUCGUUACGAACGAAGUCGGGACUUUCCGUUUACAUUCUAGCCGUAAUCAUGGUGCUGAAGGACGUGUGAAUCCACUGUGCUACGUCUAUUACAACUUUGAAGAUAUGGAAAAGAAAAAAGAAAGAAAUACAAGUAUCCCCAGAGACUUGACUGCUAGAACUGUUUCUCAAGCUGAUGAUCCAGAAACACAAGAAGUGAAACAAGAGGCGAAGAUCUCAGUAACAGAAAAUGUAGCAGAAAAAGACAUCGAUGAAAGUGAUAAGAUUAGAAAAGAGACUGAUAAAGCUGAGGAAAAUAAGAAUAAAAUGGAAAUUGGCAAAAUGGGAGAUAAUACCAACCCAUCUGAUCGAACAGGAAGAAUGCAUCAUGGAAAUAAUAAUAACACAUCUGACCGAACGGCAAGACAACGCCAAACAGGUAAUACCAACCCUACUGAUCGAACAGUAAGACAACGCCAAGGAGAUAAUAUUAACGCCACUGAACGAACGGCAAGACAGCGGCAAGGAGAUAAUACCAACGCCACUGAUCGAACGGCAAAACAGCGGCAAGGAGAUAAUACCAACGCCACUGAUCGAACGGCAAGACAGCGCCAAGGAGAUAAUAAUACCAACCUCACUGAUCGACCAGGAAAACAACGACAGACAGGAACUCCUAAUAAAUCCAAAAAAAAAAUAAUUGGCAAAACUGGUAUUGUCUUUGAAGUUGGUACAAAAAUUGAAGCAAUGGAUUACAUGAAAACUUGGUAUCCAUCCAAGAUAGUCUAUGUUGAUGAAGAGGAAAGUGAGGUUCUAAUACAUUUUGAAGGAUGGAAUCAACGGUAUGAUGAAUGGCUUCCAUUUGAUUCUAAGAGAAUUCGUCCAAUACAUAGAACAUCUACAAGAAAAGAGACUGUACAACAUACUCGUGAUGUGGUCAAGGAGUAUAAGGCAGGUGAUGUGGUGCUAGCAAGAUGGUCAGAUUGUAAGUUCUAUCCAGCAAAAAUACUGAGUGUCAAAGCAAGUGGCUCAUAUGGUGUUGUAUUCUACGAUGGAUUACAGAAAGUUAUACUGCCUCUCAAUGUGAAAACAUUGCCUGAGGAAAUGAUGGAGGAAUCUGAGGCGUUGUUUAAGGAUGUGCCAUGUGAUGUCGACAAGGAACGACCAAGAAGUGGUACUCCAAAAAAAAGAUUAGGCAGCAGAGAUUUUGAGGGUGAUAAAGAUGCAGAGAGUAAGAAACGUAAAACUCAAAGUCCAUCUUCAAAUUCAACACCAGCAUUUCAAGCUAAGAAAGCUAGAUUGGAUCAAAUAACUGGUAAAUUGGUAUUUAAAGCAACAACAUCUCCUGCAAAGAAGUCAACAUUCAAAGUGAAGAGUGAACGUUUGAGUCAGAUAACUGGAAAACUGGCCCACAAGGCAAAGACUCAGCAAGCUGUAAGAAGUGACAAAAAGUCUAGACAUAUUCAUCGGCAGCAGCAACAGCAGCAGCAACAACAGCAACAGCAACAGCAACAACAGCAGCAACAACAGCAACAGCAACAACAACAACAACAGCAGCAGCAGCAACUACUCCUACUACAGCAACAUUAUGAGCAAGAACAGUUAACUGAUUUACCACAAGAGCAUCCAGGACAUCAACAUGGCUCAGUCAUUGCGUCAUUAUUGACACAAGGUGCCUAUGCUGGAAAUACAGCUGCUGUCAGCCAAUCAACAUCUAGCAGUGGGGAAGGUUUAUAUUCUCAAUCAUCCAUGUGUGGUCCAUUGACGUCAACGGGACAUAUGUGUAUAUCACCACCACAGUCUCCAUAUGGUACACAUUAUGCAAUGCCACAGUCAUUGUCACCAUCUGCAGGAUUUCAUCAUCUUCCUCAUACAGGCUUACAUGAAACACCACCUGAUACCCCUCAAUAUCAUAGUACAUUAAUGCGCAUGUUACAAGCUAAUAACCAAACAUCUGCAGCUAGUACUACACCAACCGGACUAUUGGCUACUCCAGCAAUGUUGUCAAGUACACCAGAUGUGUUGCCAACAAAAUCACCAUCUACAAUACCUCCAGUCCAUCUUCCAAAAGCAACAACCAAAAAGGGUAAGAAAGUGAAAGGAAAGACCACAGCAGAGGCUAACCUUCACCUUGCAGCUGAGUUAGCAUUAGAGAUGGCAGAAGGGCGAAUUCGAUCUCAGGACAAAGCUAAAGUUAUUGCACAUAAAGAAACUAAGAAAUUAACUCUAACCAAAAAAGCAAUAGCUCCAAAAGAGCUUGUGAUAGACUUGGACCAUAAGAAAUUCAAAUGUGAUGUUGCUGGCUGCGACAAGGCAUUUCGAAAACAGAGUGGUCUUGAAUAUCAUACAAAAUAUUACCAUAACAACAAGUCAAAAUCAAGGAAUUCAUCUGCGACGUCAGCAGCAUCCACGUCAAAUACACUGAGUAAAAGUAGAAAAAGAUUAUCAACAUUUGACAUGUGGUAUGCAAACUACCAGGACAUGUGCAAAACUAUUAAAAGAGCAGUAAACAUAGAAUAUGGGAAGGGAGUUAAAUUAAGCAAAUUAUUAUUGAAAUAA
Saccoglossus kowalevskii is the source of this 2585-nucleotide messenger RNA. Its product is annotated as PHD finger protein 20-like. Gene Ontology annotation, biological process: regulation of transcription by RNA polymerase II. Gene Ontology annotation, cellular component: NSL complex. The record is from RefSeq and is a predicted model, not a curated record. Lineage: Eukaryota; Metazoa; Hemichordata; Enteropneusta; Harrimaniidae.